This is a messenger RNA of Ctenocephalides felis (cat flea), 852 nucleotides long. Its product is annotated as histone H3.3. Gene Ontology annotation, cellular component: nucleosome. The coding region runs from base 223 to 633 and encodes 136 amino acids. NCBI's taxonomy places the organism in Eukaryota, Metazoa, Arthropoda, Insecta, Siphonaptera, Pulicidae. The transcript is spliced from 2 exons. Gene Ontology annotation, molecular function: structural constituent of chromatin; DNA binding; protein heterodimerization activity. The record is from RefSeq and is a predicted model, not a curated record.
GCCCUUUAUGUCUAUGUACAUCUAUAUUAUAGACUCUGUGUUUUUUUAUGUAGUGACGAAAUCGAUACAAGUUUAGUUGAUUUACCUGGAAUCUGGCUUAUUGACGUGUACGUCUUCAGAUCUGUAAGUAAAAAUAUUUUACAAGCCGUCCGAGUUCAUUGUGUUCAUUCGAGCUGUGUUAGCAUUGCACUUCAAUUCCUCAAGUUUCAUACAUAAUUCAAAAUGGCUCGUACUAAGCAAACUGCUCGUAAGUCAACCGGAGGAAAAGCUCCACGAAAACAAUUAGCCACAAAGGCUGCGCGUAAAAGUGCUCCAUCCACUGGAGGCGUCAAGAAACCCCAUCGUUAUCGUCCAGGUACUGUCGCCCUUCGUGAAAUCCGUCGUUAUCAGAAAUCUACUGAAUUGUUGAUCCGUAAAUUACCUUUCCAACGGUUGGUGAGAGAAAUUGCCCAGGAUUUCAAGACAGAUUUGCGUUUUCAAUCAGCUGCUAUUGGCGCUCUGCAGGAAGCCAGUGAAGCUUACCUCGUAGGCUUGUUUGAAGACACCAAUUUGUGUGCCAUUCAUGCUAAGAGGGUAACUAUUAUGCCUAAGGAUAUCCAGUUGGCUCGGCGAAUCCGUGGUGAACGUGCUUAAAAUUUUAUUUGCAUAAUAACCACAUAUUUCAUAUACAUAACAUUUAAACUUGUAUCUUACUAUAUAUUAUUGUUAGGAAUUCAUGGCAUUUAUGUGUAAUCAUUCACCUUUUAAAACAUCUUUACACUGUAGGACGUGGUCUGAAUGUUGUCAUUUGAAUAAGAAAUAUUAGACUUAAUUAUAUUUUUAAUUUUAUAUCCAUACUUAGUAAUUUUGAGA